Messenger RNA from Podarcis raffonei (Aeolian wall lizard), 3209 nucleotides. It is a transcript of the gene SORD, whose product is annotated as sorbitol dehydrogenase. Gene Ontology annotation, biological process: D-sorbitol catabolic process. Bases 175 to 1245 code for a protein of 356 amino acids. NCBI's taxonomy places the organism in Eukaryota, Metazoa, Chordata, Lepidosauria, Squamata, Lacertidae. The transcript is spliced from 9 exons. The record is from RefSeq and is a predicted model, not a curated record. Gene Ontology annotation, molecular function: L-iditol 2-dehydrogenase (NAD+) activity; zinc ion binding.
GGGGCCCGGCCGCGAGGGGCGAAGUCCGAGCUCUCCCGCUCCUCGCCGCCCACCAAGGACCAAGUUCCCCGACCAAACAGAGGGCGGCGAGAAGCGGCCGGCUGCUGAGGAGGCGAAGCGGCGGCGGCGGCAUUUGGAGGCGCGUCACCUCAGCGGACAGCGAAGCGCGCAGCGAUGGCGGCUCCCGACGGCGCGAACCUGUCGGUGGUGGUGCACAAAGCCGGCGACUUGCGCCUGGAAAACCGGCCAGUACCUGAAUCAGGUCCCAACGAGGUGCUUUUGAAGAUGCAUUCUGUAGGGAUUUGCGGCUCUGAUGUCCAUUAUUGGACACAUGGACGAAUUGGGGAUUUUGUUGUGAAGAACCCCAUAGUGCUGGGCCACGAGGCUUCAGGAACAGUUGUCAAAGUGGGGUCCGCAGUGACUAAAUUAAAGAAAGGUGACCGAGUGGCUAUUGAGCCUGGAGUUCCCCGAGAAACAGAUGAAUUCUGCAAAACUGGCCGAUACAACCUGUCUCCAAGCAUCUUCUUCUGUGCAACUCCUCCUGAUGAUGGGAACCUGUGCCGCUAUUACAAGCACGAUGCAAACUUUUGCUACAAACUUCCAGACAAUGUGACCUAUGAGGAAGGUGCCCUCAUCGAACCUCUUUCUGUGGGAAUCCAUGCUUGCCGAAGAGCCGGAGUCACUCUGGGAAGCAAGGUCUUAAUUUGUGGUGCUGGACCUAUUGGACUUGUGACUUUACUUAUUGCUAAGGCAAUGGGGGCUGCACAAGUGGUGAUAACAGAUUUGUCAGCUCCCCGCCUUGAAAAGGCUAAGGAAAUUGGGGCUGAUUUCGCAGUUCAGAUAAAGAGUCAGAGCCCAGAGGAGGUGGCCCACCUGGUGGAACAAGCGCUUGGUUGCAUGCCUGACAUCACGGUGGAAUGCACAGGGGCCCAGGCUGCUAUCCAGACGGGGAUAUAUGCAACACGUUCUGGAGGGACUCUGGUUCUGGUGGGACUAGGACCUGAGAUGGUCACGUUGCCCAUUGUGAAUGCUGCUGUGCGGGAGGUGGACAUCCGAGGGGUAUUUCGAUACUGCAAUACGUGGCCUAUGGCAAUUGCUAUGCUUGCGUCAAAAAAAGUGAAUGUCCAACCACUGGUGACACAUCGCUUUCCUUUGGAAAAAGCUAUGGAGGCUUUUGAGGCCACCAAGAAGGGGCUUGGGAUAAAAAUUAUGCUGAAGUGCGAUCCCAGCGACCAGAAUCCUUGAAAAAAACCAGAAUGCAACACUCUGCUGCCCUGCCAAUGAGGGUAGUUCGCUUCUAAAGGACACUCAGAGACUUAAAACUACAUCACCUAGGAAACAAAUUUCAGUGAAAUUAUAAACCUUAUGCUCUCUUACCUAGAAAAGUUAGCGAAAUUUGAUGAAAUGCUGAAAUCAGUAGGAGGAAUUUGAUUAUAGGUGUUAGAGCUGAAACACACAGAACAGGCAUGGAGUGCAGCUUUUGCUGUGCAGUUCUGUUUUGCACUGCCUGUGUGAGUUCCCCAGAUAACAAACUCCCUGGAUAAACAAAACUGUUAUAUCAAGGAGGAAGGUUAUAACCUAACCACCUAGCUUUGUAUGUCUGGGGAGCUGUUUCAUAUGGCAGAAAACUCAACUAUGCAUUACCCACCUGUAGUCUGAAAUAGUUCAGCCCAGUAAGAGCUGUACAACGUCACUGCUCUGAUUAUAUGUUUCUGCUAUCGGAUAACACUAUGGACUUGUUCCUCUCCUAAUCUUCCCCCUCUCAUCCACAACUAAUGCAGAUUUCACAUCCACUUAUAUUCAUCUCCUAAGCAGUCAGAACUUCUUUUUGAUAAACAUAUGUAGAUCCUAAGAAUCUAAGAAGAGCCCUAGUCCAGAAUCUUUUAUUUUCCACCAUGACCAGUCAGAUGCCUAUAGGAAGCCCAGUAGGAAGUUGGUCACUGUGGACAGUAGACAGGGAACUGCUGCUAUUGUUCCCCAGAGACUGGAAUUUGGAGCCAUGCUGCCUCAGACCCAGUGUACCAUUCAUCAACACACAGACCUGUUGCUUCCUUGCAUAUUUCUUUUACUACAGGACUUAGAUGUGGGCUUUUGAGCUGCUUUCUCUGUAAGAAAUGCCUGUGAUGAGUGAAGGAGAUAGUGUUGGGGGCAUUUGGAAGUUUGACUAGCAAAGUUACAUUCCAUUCCACAGAUAUUUCAUUUCUGGACGAAGGCUACCCCCGAAUGUGACAAUUUCAGUAACAGAGGAAGUACUUCUCCAUUACUUCCAUUAUGUGCCCUAUGCUUGAAAACUUAUGUAAUUCCAACCUAGAUGGAUAUCUCUUGGCGUAUCUAGGGAUGGAUGAAUCUAUCGGUUUCAGUUUCUAGUUUUUCCAGUCCUUAAGUUCAGAUCACUACAUAUCUGCAUCACUUUGUGAUAUAUUUGGAACUCCUUGUGGACAGUGGUCAGCACUUAAGUGCACAUUUCUCUUAAUAUACACAUUUUGCAAUUUACCCUAAUAUUAUUUUCACCUCUUGUUUUCACUGAUAUAUGCAUUUUGUGCACAUUUUUUUGAUGGGAAAACUGCAUUGCAAAAUUCAGAUAACAGAAUUUUGAAGGAUAGAUGCACCAUUUUGGGAAGUGUGAAUUGGAUAGAUAACCAAAUUUCUAGGAGCAUCUCAGGGACCUCAACCAAUUAUUGCCACUAGGAAACAAAAGCAGGGGGUGUUUGGCACUUUGCCUGUGCGCAGAUUCCCUGUGCAAACAUAUCUCUCGUGUUCAAAUAUUCUGCAUUGGAAACCUGCAGGGAUUACCUAAGCCCUUGCUUUUCCACAAGUGCUGUAAUGAGAGCCACUUCCUCAUUGUAUCAAAGGCUUGAAAGGCAUGUCGACAUGCUUCAGCAAGCAGCCAGAUUAAAGGCUGGACUGUAAUUCUGAAGUGUGAAGUGGCCACAUACUUAACUGACAACCCAAGAUCCUGUGCCUUCAGCAAGGGCCUAGGGCAGAAACCACUAAUUAUAUAUUUCGUUCGCUGGGGUCAUGUUAUACUGAGUCUGUCUUCCACUGGGCUGCCUCUGUUCACUGACAUACCUUGAAAAGGAAAUGCAAAUAGGCUGAGUCUGUUGGAAGGGACUGGAGAAACCACUCUGACUGCUUUGAAUUUUUAGGAAAUGUUAUUUUGUUUUAAAACUCGAGAGUAACUUGGAAAUAAAGUAGCUAUAUUGAGCAGA